Messenger RNA from Octopus bimaculoides (California two-spot octopus), 1331 nucleotides. Its product is annotated as beta-alanyl-dopamine/carcinine hydrolase. The record is from RefSeq and is a predicted model, not a curated record. NCBI's taxonomy places the organism in Eukaryota, Metazoa, Mollusca, Cephalopoda, Octopoda, Octopodidae.
AUGGCAUCAACCCAGUCCUGGGGAACAGGAGCACCCAACCAGAUGUCUGAUAUUAGAUGGUGGAUCUCUACAGUAAGCCUAUUACCACCAUGGAAGAGAGUUUCAACAGGAAUACCAUCAAGACCUGAACUGAAGUCUUCCUUACUUCCUUACUACAACUGUUGUGAAGGAAGAUCCGUCUAUGAGGGUUUCUUGGCAUCAUGUAAUGCAGCAUUUCCUCAAUAUGUUGAAGAAAUUAAAGGAAUAUCUGAUGGAUCAGGUGUGGCUUUUGAAAAUCUUUUCCUUUUAAAUUGCUUAAAUGAAAUGUUAAUACUUUCAAAGAAAUCUACUAAUCUUGAUGAUACUACAGGCUGUACAACUGUAUUUAUUAAUAAACCUGAUUUAAAAAUAUUGGUGCAUAAUGAAGACUAUAGUCCCAAUAUGGAAGCAUAUGUCUAUAUUGUCUCUUGUAAGAUUGAUGAUAACUUCGUGAAGAAGAAUGUUGUUCAAGAAGACCAGGAAUAUAUUACAGCCUAUUGUUAUCCAGGUUUCCUACCUGGAGGAAAUUUUGGUUUCAAUAAUCAUGGAAUGAUUUUUGCAUGUAAUGGACUUUAUCCAACAGAGACAUAUCGAGAAUGCAUUCCAAGACGAUUCAUUGACAGAAGUCUUUUGAGUGUAUCCAGUGUUACACAAGCUGUCAAGAUUCUAGAGGACAACAGACAUGGUGUGGCUUAUGGUAUUUGUUGCAAUAUGGCUUCAGUGAAAGACAAAGAUAAUAUGUGGGCUCUUGAAGUAGGACCCAAACAUCAACAUUAUCUUCAUACAAUUCCACAACAGAAUGAUCCAAAGAAAGAUUGUCAUUAUAUUCAUGUUAAUACUUACCGACAUUUGAACAUUGAAGAAUUCCCUGCAGUUACAUAUGGUAGUUCUGCUCACCGUUACAAACGUGCUACAAGCUUGCCUCCUCCACGUUCUGUUUCUGAUGUUUGUAACAUCCUUGGUGAUACAGAUUGUAAGGAAUAUCCAAUUUACCGAACUCCAAGACCCACAGAUCGUUCUCAAACUCUAGCAACAGCAGUUUUUAAUAUUUUGGAAAACAAAGUUGAUAUCCAUUUAAAGAAUACCAAGGAUGAUAAAGGACCAUCAUUUAGUUUACCCCUGAAUUUUAUUUGAUUAUUACAGAGUAUUUAAUAGGUAAUACCAUUUAUUUACCUCAUAUAAAAGUAGUUACCUAAUGCAGCUAAAUCAUAUUUGCAUAAAUAUAAAAUAUAUCUAUAAUUAAUGAAAUAUUAUAAGAAAAAUACUGCUUGUGAUUCAUAUUUUUAAUAAAAAUGUAUUUUUGAUAUUUCAAA